AUGCAACAGAUGCCCGGGGGCAUCAUGGAAUGUCCGCCCGUGUUCAAAGUUGUGCCAGCAUUGAAUCCAUUGCUUUUGGCUCGGACAGCUUGUCAGACCAAAUGGAGUGAUGGUCCAAAUAAACACAAAUGCAGUGGGUCUGAGCGUAAUUAUGUUGGUGAAUUUUGUUUAGAAACAGUUAAGAUUCCAAAUGAGCACUUGGAAGGAUUUUCACUAUGGAGUCGAACUGAUAAAGAACCAGUCAAAAUAUUCCAUCAGCCUGGAGAAGGAGUUAAUAAUACAGAUUAUCUACUCUACGUCUCGGUGAAAGACUCCAAAAACUGUUGGUUAAAAGACAAACACGUAAUUGCAUUUGCAGGCUACUGCCAAACUGACCAGCAUGGCCGGCCAAUCUCUGGUGUCAUCAACUUCUGCCCAAACCAGCUGGAUGUUGGCAGGGAUAGCAUGUUCAUGGUGGCUAUCCAUGAACUUCUUCAUGCCAUGGGUUUCUCGAAACGAUUGCUAAAAAAGUUUGAAACCUGUAGACCAACUGUUGAGGACAGUGAACUUCCUUGUGUUUUUAUAACUGAUACAACCAUUAAAAGCAGUCCUCAGAAAUUGAUUCUGCCUUCAGUUGUAAAAAAAGCCCGGCAACAUUUUGGUUGUAACAGCAGCAUCAACUAUGGGGUACUGAUGGAAACCAAGGAUGGGGAGAUACAGUCUCACUGGGACCCUCGGAUGAUGGAGAGUUCUAUUAUGGUUCCUACUGUUGGUUUGCCACACCAAACCGUUGUGGAUCCAAUUACGUUAGCUGUGUUCGAGGAUAGUGGUUGGUACAGAGUGAACUAUUCAGCCUCUGAUAAAUUCUUAUGGGGCAAAGGUGAGGGUUGUUCCUUUGGCCAACUCGAUAUGUGUAUUAAUGACACCAAAUACUUCUGUUCAGGAAGUACAUAUUAUUCUAUCUAUCCCUGUCUUCUUAUAUCUAUCUAUCUAUCUAUCUAUCUAUCUAUCUAUCUAUCUAUCCCUGUCUUUUUAUAUCUAUCUAUCCCUGUCUUUUUAUAUCUAUCUAUCUAUCUAUCUAUCUAUCUAUCUAUCUAUCCUUGUCUUUUUUUAUAUCUAUCUAUUUAUCCAUGUCUGUUUAUAUCUAUCUUUCCCUGUCUGUCUGUUUAUAUCUAUCUAUCUAUCUAUCUAUCUAUCUAUCUAUGUCUGUCUGUUUAUAUCUAUGUCUGUUUGUUUAUAUCUAUCUAUCUAUCUAUCUAUCUAUCUAUCUAUCUAUCUAUCUAUGUCUGUCUGUCUUUCUCUCACUUCUUCCUUUCUCUUAACCUAUCCCUCUUUCUUUCUUUUCAAUUUAUUAUUCUUCAGGAAGGAUGCCAUUUUUUGCAUCGUGACAAAGCUACUUGUCAAAGUGGAAUCUUUCUGGAACCUUGUGGAAUAUUUCAGAGUAAAGCAGAAAACCGCUGUUCAAUACCAGUGAAGAAUUCUCCUAAACACGGAGGAGAACUGUUCUCACACAGGAGCAGGUGUUUUAUGGCUAAUAUCACCAAAGAUGCAUCUGCCUCCUAUGAAACCCAAGGAAUGUGUUAUGAAUUUCGUUGCCGUGGGAAACGUAUCUAUGACAUUAGAGUCAAAUCUUCUCGAUGGAUAUCUUGUCCUAUGGGCAAAAGCAUUUCAAUUCCUGGUUAUAAUGGUGUUGUACACUGUCCAAAAAUACUAGGUCUUUUGUGUACAAAAUCUAACCGAGAAUCAAGUACAAAGCAGCCAGCUAGUUCACAAGACAUGUAUAGUAUGUCCACAGCAAUGGUAUAUCCACUACCUUUUUUAAUAAACAUAGUAUUUGGAGAUCUGGACUAUCAUUACUUACGUAAAAAUAGUCAAAUGGACAACUUCCGCAGGAUCAUAAUAAACAGAGUGCUGGAACUUCAGCCACUUGAUCGCCGGAGAUUGACGAGUUUCCGAAUCCGACGUGGAACAAUUGUGAGCUUCCAGCUUUUACCUCCAGGUCCUUCAAGAAGUGGUCCUGAUGGCAAGCGAGUUUAUUCUUUGCUUCAUGAAUCUGUUUUUGCUGGAAACUUCUCUAUCGUUAUGCCAGACACAGGCAGAAAACAUACAGCUACCUACAUCAGUAACACACCAAUGUUUGAAGACAGUCUUCCAACUCCUCACGGUGAAGAUGGUCUCUCUAUGGGUGAGAUUGUUUUCCUUUUUCUUUCUUUGAUUUCGUGUUUUAUUCUUUCUUGUCUUCAUAUUUAUUCUUUUUCUUUCUUUCUCUUCUUGUUUAUUUUCUUCCUUUUCUUUCUCUCCCUGUUUAUUCUUUUCUUCUUUUUUUUUCUCUCCCUGUUUAUUCUUUUCUUCUUUUUCUUUCUCUUCCUGUUUAUUCUUUUCUUCUUUUUCUUUCUCUUUAUGUCUAUUCUUUUCUUUCUUUCUCUUUAUGUUCUUUCUUUUUUCUUUCUUUACUUUCUUUCUUUCCACUUUUAA
Molecule: messenger RNA, 2454 nt
Organism: Acanthosepion pharaonis
Lineage: Eukaryota; Metazoa; Mollusca; Cephalopoda; Sepiida; Sepiidae
Source: the annotation of a GenBank genome assembly